AUGGUUGUUAAGAAAUUAAAAGUAAUAGAUGAUAAAGAAUUAAAAAAACUUAAAACCGAAUCAAAAAGUUGUAUUGUAAUUAAUGAUUUAAUAUAUGAUGUGAGUUCAUUUUAUGAACAUCCAGGUGGAUAUGAUCUGUUUAAGGAAUAUGAAGGUCUUGAUGCGACCGAUGCAUUUAAUUCUAUUGGACAUUCUGAGAACGCCAAAAAUUUAAUGAACAGUUUUUUGAUUGGAAUAAAGAAAAAUUCAAAGGAAUAUAAAAAAAAAGAAAAAACAAAAAUUAUUGAAAAUAAGAUAGAAUAUAUAAAUUAUUCUGAUGAGGAAAUAAAAAAGGAAGAAAAGGAACCUAAAGAAAGCAAACCUAAAGAAAGCAAACAUAAAGAAAACAAACCUACACUGAUUAAAAAAGAAGAUAAAACUAAUUACCCUGCUGUGGCUGGAAUUAUUAUCCUUUUUGGUGUUGCAUAUUAUUUUUUGUUCUUGAAAUAA
This is a messenger RNA of Plasmodium reichenowi, 489 nucleotides long. Its product is annotated as cytochrome b5, putative. Gene Ontology annotation, molecular function: heme binding. The transcript is spliced from 3 exons. The coding region runs from base 1 to 489 and encodes 162 amino acids. Gene Ontology annotation, cellular component: membrane; intracellular membrane-bounded organelle. The record is from RefSeq and is a predicted model, not a curated record. NCBI's taxonomy places the organism in Eukaryota, Apicomplexa, Aconoidasida, Haemosporida, Plasmodiidae.